This is a messenger RNA of Suillus paluster, 435 nucleotides long. RefSeq lists its product as uncharacterized. The coding region runs from base 1 to 435 and encodes 144 amino acids. NCBI's taxonomy places the organism in Eukaryota, Fungi, Basidiomycota, Agaricomycetes, Boletales, Suillaceae. The transcript has 4 exons. The record is from RefSeq and is a predicted model, not a curated record.
AUGAUGUACCUCCACCACUCGCCGCCUGACACAACUAUAUUGAGUGACAUACUUGUACGAAGCUUCCCGGAGGUCGCUCCGUCUUUUGCAAUCCAUCUCCGCCACUUCGUCACUUCGCCUCUUUCAAUAUUCGAGUUUGCAUUCAAUACCGAGAAGCGCGCACCCCCACCUCUGACAGCGGCUGCAAAAUGCCUUGCGCUUUGUAUUAAGCUGAUGACUCCAUCAUGUCCAACAUGUACUCUCUGCUCAAUUACAUCGCUGCGACCUCCAAAGAUCUACACCUCCUCGAUCACCUUUCCCAACGAUAACAUCACUUUCCAGAGCGACAAAACAGGGCUGCACGGCCGCUCAGACGAAGAGAAGCGGCUCAUCAGCAUCACGAUGAUCUCCGUUGUCACCCGCCUUGCGCUCGAGUUCCACGGAGGAGGUUACUAA